Molecule: messenger RNA, 1119 nt
Organism: Akanthomyces muscarius
Lineage: Eukaryota; Fungi; Ascomycota; Sordariomycetes; Hypocreales; Cordycipitaceae
Exons: 2
Coding region: 1-1119 (372 amino acids)
Molecular function (GO): phosphoprotein phosphatase activity
Source: RefSeq, a predicted model, not a curated record
AUGGCGUCUCAGGAGAUCGUGGCCGUGAGCCAGCAGUCAGUACAGGUUGUGGUUGCUCUGAAAGAAAAUGCCCACCCGAGUGUCAGCAAACGGCUCGCAGCCCAACAACCAAGGAGGAAGUUCCGCAAGCCCAAGGCCAAGCCGGUCACUUCGACCAUGACGGAGCAGAACGGCUCUGAAGUUCAAGUCACUGUGACAGAAACAGAGACCAAAAAGUAUAAAACGCCAAGGCAGACGAAGAAGCAGAAAAAGGGCGAAAGAGAGGCUGCUGCGACUGCUGCGACUGCUGCGACUGCUGCGACUGCUGCGACUGCUGCGACUGCUGAGGCCACCACGACUGCAAAGACGGCCAAGGUAUCAGUCCCGCCAGCAGUUAUUCAAAUUACCGAGACAAUAAGAUCCCAUACGGAAAAGAGCCUCUUUGCCCGCGACGAAGUCACAGUCCCCAGCGCAGCAUCAGGCGGCGUCCCCGAGCCCACCGAGGCCUACCUUCGCUCCGCCAGCCUUCCCCCCUUCCGUCUCGCGAGCCCGCGGCGGAUCCUCAUCGUCAUGGACCUCAACGGGACCCUCCUGCACCGUCCCAACAAGCGGCGCCCCUCGCACUUUGUCGAGCGGCCGCACGCGCGCGUCUUCAUGGACUACCUGCUGUCCGCGUUUCGCGUGGCCGUGUGGUCGUCGGCGCGGCCGCAAAAUGUGCACAGCAUGGUCGCCAGUCUGCUGACGCCGGACCAGCGCCGCCUGUGCCUCGUCAUCUGGGGCCGCGACCGCUUCGGCCUCUCCAAGGCCGACUACGACACCCGCGUGCAGUGCUACAAGCGCCUCACACGGCUCUGGGCGGACCGCGCCGUCGCGUCGAGCAGCGACGGCGGCACCGGCACCGGCCGCUGGGGCGCCCGCUGGGAUCAGUCCAACACGGUGCUCGUCGAUGACUCGGCGGAAAAGGCCCGCAGCGAGCCGUUCAACCUGCUGCAGAUUCCAGAGUACGACGGGCCGGCGGGCGAGACGCCGAAUGUGCUGCCGCAGGUGCAUGAUUACAUCAAUGAGCUGGCGCAUCAGGCGGAUAUAAGUCGCUAUAUACGAGAGAACCCGUUCAAGCUUGAGGCGGGCUACACGUUGUAA